UGCCUGUCAGUCUGCAGGUGAACCAACCUGAGGUCGUUUGCCCCUGGUCCAUAAGCCUGUGUUGGACUUUUUUGUUUUCCUGUAGUAGUAAUCGUCCCAAAAGGAUUUAUUUUAUUUGGCGUAAACUCUGCCGUGUAGCCAGUGUGUAUCCUUACAGUAGCCUGAAGAGUUGGAUAAAUUACGUCAAUCUCCAAAACAAAGUAGCUUCAACAAGAUCAAGGAAGUCAGUCAGCUGACUCUUUCGGAUGACUUCUCAACGUUUACAGCAUAUAAAGGAUCAUAUAUUGGCUGCGAAUACGUGUACGGAAAUGGCCACGCCUCCGCCAAGCCCCCUUUCAACCCAUGUGCUCAACACAGGCCGGGGUGUCCCUGGGGCUGGUAUGGCCUUGAGUCUGCAUCGUCUUGACCCCUGCACUGAGACCUGGAACCUUCUCAUCUCAGGGGCAACCAAUGAUGAUGGACGCUGCCCAGGCCUCAUAACAAGAGAGGCUUUUAUACCUGGAGUUUAUAAGAUGCGCUUUGAGACAGGACAGUACUGGAAGGGGCUGGGUGAGACUUGUUUUUACCCAUAUGUUGAGAUAGUCUUUACAAUAACGGAUCCUUCUCAGAAAUUCCAUGUGCCCCUUUUGCUCAGCCGCUUCUCGUACAGCACCUACAGAGGCAGCUAGAGGCCGCUAGAGGCCGCAAGGCAAGUCUCCUGGGUGUAUUGACCAGACCAUACUUUGACAUGGUCAAGUUCUGGAAACCUUUGGAUGGCUGAAAUUAAAACCACUCAUAGGCCACUUGUAACUGACACUGUAGGCUUACCAGCAUGUGUUAAGAUGAAAUUGAAUAAUAAAAAAAUACACACAUUGUC
This is a messenger RNA of Alosa sapidissima (American shad), 856 nucleotides long. RefSeq names its product urate (5-hydroxyiso-) hydrolase a (gene uraha). Bases 246 to 668 code for a protein of 140 amino acids. The record is from RefSeq and is a predicted model, not a curated record. Gene Ontology annotation, molecular function: hydroxyisourate hydrolase activity. The transcript is spliced from 4 exons. Gene Ontology annotation, biological process: purine nucleobase metabolic process. Lineage: Eukaryota; Metazoa; Chordata; Actinopteri; Clupeiformes; Clupeidae.